CUAGAAACUGAUGAUUCUUUGUCCAAAAGUAUUUCAUCUACUAGUAUUUCAUUGGUAUCCCAGACAACUAAAUCUACUUUGCAACAACCUAUAAGUUUAAUGACUUCGAAUAAUGAAUUAGAGUAUAUAACUGAUGAGUCUGAUGAACAAUUAGAUGAUAAGUUUGAUGAACAAUUGAUGAUUUAUAAAGGUAAUCUUUAUUGUUCUUGA
Racocetra fulgida is the source of this 210-nucleotide messenger RNA. The record is from the annotation of a GenBank genome assembly. Lineage: Eukaryota; Fungi; Glomeromycota; Glomeromycetes; Diversisporales; Gigasporaceae.